Messenger RNA from Otolemur garnettii (small-eared galago), 858 nucleotides. RefSeq names its product transmembrane protein 202 (gene TMEM202). Bases 43 to 858 code for a protein of 271 amino acids. Gene Ontology annotation, cellular component: plasma membrane. NCBI's taxonomy places the organism in Eukaryota, Metazoa, Chordata, Mammalia, Primates, Galagidae. The record is from RefSeq and is a predicted model, not a curated record. The transcript has 5 exons.
AGACAAAUUCCGUGGCAGUUAGAAAGUGAACUGACUGCCAAGAUGGAGAAGAAUGAAAAGUUAACCUUGACUUUCUACACUCCUGAGGUUCCCAAAGUAAAAGGGGACCGACAAUACCAAAGGCCUACCCUCCCCACCAAGCAAGAUUCGAGUACCUCGAUGUCACCCCAGAGGCGGCAGCAGUAUAUGGAUCAGACACAAAUCUACAUUCGAAUGUUCUGUGCCAGCCUCUGUGCUUUUAGCUUCCUAAUGCUGAUCUGCAUGUCCCCACUGAACUGGGUGCAGUUCCUGGUGAUCAAGAAUGGCCUUGAGCUCUACGCAGGACUCUGGACCGUAUGCAAGCAUGAGCUCUGCUGGAGCCACACACCCAAGUCACCUUAUUUUCUCCUCUUUUCCAGGGCCUUCUUCCUCGUCUCUCUCAUCAUCAUUCUCAUUGGCAUUGGCUGGCUCUUCAGCUCUUGCCUCCCUGGAAGAAGAAACUUAACCAAACUAGAUCUGAAGGUGUCCAUGCUCUGCUUUAUCUCAGCCACCUGCUUGAUCCUCUGCCUCAGCCUGUUUGUGGCACAGGUUCGUUGGCAUGUUAGAGAUGUCAUGGAGUCAGAUCUUCUAUGGACCUAUCAUGUUAACUGGUGGAGUGACUUCUUAUGCAUGUUUGCUGUGAUUACUGUGUCACCUGCUGAAGAUGAAAGGCCAGAGUUUAAGACAGAAUCUCUAGAUGUCACUGUGAAUCCAGUGGAGAAAUCAAGGCUGGAGGUUGGUCCACUGAUUACUGUGUUACCUGCUGAAGAUGAAAGACCAGAGUUUAAGACAGAAUCUCUAAGAGAAGGAGAACAAACCCUACCAAAUGCAGAACUGUGA